GCUUUCAAACGCCAAUUCUUAGGGAAAAGCUUUACACCAUGUUGGCAGCUCACAGCUUUGCUAGUCAGGCGUUUGCCUCGCGUGUUCGCGUCGCUGCCGCGCCCAAGCGCGCCCUAGUUAUCCAAAAUGCCCACAAAAAGGGAUCAGGGUCGACUAAGAACGGUCGUGACUCCAACGCUCAACGCCGGGGUGUGAAGGUCUACGGCGGCCAGCCAGUGAAGGCUGGUGGCAUUAUUGUGCGCCAGACUGGCUCCACGUGGUACCCUGGCGACAACUGCAUGUACGGGAGGGACUAUACCGUGUUCAGCACUGUGGAGGGCAUUGUAAUCUUCGACAAGAAGCGCGAGAAGCCCGAGAUCCACGUCUACCCUAAGGACCACCCCAAGGCGGUGGCUGCUGUGCAGGCCACCCACACAAAGAAGCCCGCUGAGGGGCAGCUGUCCCGCAAGGAGCGGCGGCGGGCGGCCUACACCUCCCGCAAAGCCCAGGUGGCAGUGGCUCAGGUGGCCGUCCCCUCCACUCCGUAAGCUGGCGUAGCAAGUUGGAUCUGGGCAGCUGGAUGGACGAGCAGUGAUGCCGUCCUCUUUAGGUAGCUGGUCGCUUAGGAGAGAGUGAGCAGGAGCGCUCUGCGGACGCCGUCAGGCGGGCUUGGGAACUGGAGCGCCGGGAGCGGAGCUGGGUUGCGCAGCGGCGUGGAACGCGUUAAUGCGCUUCCCUAGGCGGUCGUCCUGCAUGACCCGCUGCUAGGUUGAUUGGUCUUUACGCUUGGUUCGCUAGGUCUGCCAAGGGUGCGACUUGCAUGUCCAUUCGGACGGCCCAGGCGGUGGUUUUGCGACUGUUUGUGCGCUGGUUGUAUCCGGAGCCUACCGCCUGAUGGAAGCAUGCGGCAAGAGGGGUGGGUUCGCUGAGAGCGGGCAAUAGGCAAUUUUCACAUCUACGGUUGCAACGGUGUCUGCGUUGCAAUUUUGGUCCCUAGCGCGCUGCACCCGCGUCGUAGAUGUUGUAACGGUUAAGCGUUGGACUGGAGCUGCGUGUGCUGUGUGUCUAGUUUUGGACGUGAGAGGUAUCGUGCGCUCAUGUCCCGGGCUUUACAUUAUCAAGGAUUGAGCGAGGAGCGCUGCGCACACAACACCCACAUGAUUGGGCGAGG
Astrephomene gubernaculifera is the source of this 1150-nucleotide messenger RNA. NCBI's taxonomy places the organism in Eukaryota, Viridiplantae, Chlorophyta, Chlorophyceae, Chlamydomonadales, Astrephomenaceae. The record is from the annotation of a GenBank genome assembly.